Vigna radiata var. radiata (mung bean) is the source of this 857-nucleotide messenger RNA. Its product is annotated as protein TRANSPARENT TESTA 1-like. Gene Ontology annotation, cellular component: nucleus. The coding region runs from base 1 to 792 and encodes 263 amino acids. NCBI's taxonomy places the organism in Eukaryota, Viridiplantae, Streptophyta, Magnoliopsida, Fabales, Fabaceae. Gene Ontology annotation, biological process: anatomical structure development; regulation of gene expression. The record is from RefSeq and is a predicted model, not a curated record. The transcript is spliced from 3 exons. Gene Ontology annotation, molecular function: DNA-binding transcription factor activity.
AUGGAGCAAGAGACGCAAGUUUUAGACAGAGGGAAUACUGUCCCCACAAAUUUUGAAGAUUAUAGAUAUAGUUUCCUUCUUUACCUUAACAUGAAUCAAAACCAGCUUCAGCCUCUGCCUUUGCUUAGUAGCUUCCUAGGUUCAUCUCCCGAAGAAGCUUUGCUACCAAACCAAAAUCCUAAACUACAUCAUGGUCAAGUUGAGGAUGUCACUGUAGCCUUACACAUAGGCCUACCCAACAAUUCAAGUGGUGGUUCCACCAAUGAUCAUGGACUUGUGAAUGCCACAACUCAUGCUCCUACCAACUACUGGAUACCAACUCAAGAACAAAUCCUCAUUGGGUUUAGCCAUUUCUCUUGUCCCGUCUGCGGCAAAACCUUCAAUCGCCACAACAAUCUUCAGAUGCAUAUGUGGGGGCACGGGUCACAGUAUCGGAGAGGAGCGGACUCGCUUAAGCGAACCCACCCACGACCGUUGUUGGACAUUCCCUGCUACUGUUGCUCGAGAGGGUGCAAGAACAACAUCGAGCACCCACGUGCGAAGCCUCUGAAGGACUUUCGCACGCUUCAGACGCACUUCAAGAGGAAGCAUGGCUCGAAACCCUUCACGUGCCGCAAGUGCGCGAAGCCUUUGGCCGUGAAAGGUGACUGGCGAACCCACGAGAAAAACUGCGGCAAACGCUGGCUCUGCAUUUGUGGCUCCGACUUCAAACAUAAGAGGUCCCUCAAAGACCACAUGAAGGCCUUUGGCUUUGGUCACACCCCUUUCACUUCUUCUUCUGAUGCCAUGUAGUUAAUAACCAUGCACGUUAUUACAAUCACUGUUAAGGCUUAUCUAUGUUGUUAGCAAUUAAAUGU